Fragaria vesca subsp. vesca is the source of this 885-nucleotide messenger RNA. RefSeq names its product DNA repair and recombination protein pif1, mitochondrial-like. The record is from RefSeq and is a predicted model, not a curated record. The transcript has a single exon. Gene Ontology annotation, molecular function: DNA helicase activity. Lineage: Eukaryota; Viridiplantae; Streptophyta; Magnoliopsida; Rosales; Rosaceae. Gene Ontology annotation, biological process: telomere maintenance; DNA repair. The coding region runs from base 1 to 885 and encodes 294 amino acids.
AUGGCCGAAGACUACUCUAAUUCGAGGGGGAUGGACGACAGUUCUGUCAGAAACAGACUGCUUCAACAUCUAAACAGAAUGCUAGAACAAUUUGAUAAGAGCAUUAGAGACUUUGAUCUACCAGAAAUGACAGCUGAGCAAGAAGAUGGUCUACGAGUGCCGAGCUGUAUUGAAGAUGAACAUUCUAUUAAUGUCCCUCAAGAAGAUAUUGAUGCAAUUGGUCGACUCAACAAUGACCAAAUGAUGGCAUUUAACACCAUACUGGAUGCGGUCGUGAGAAGAGAAAGUGCAUUAUUUUUUGUUGAUGGUCCUGGAGGAACUGGGAAGACGUACCUAUACCGUGCAUUGUUGGCAAAGUUAAGAAGCAUGAAUCAUAUAGUCCUGGCAACUGCAUCAUCCGGAAUAGCAGCAACUAUCUUGCCCGGCGGGAGAAUAGCUCACUCUAGAUUCAAGAUCCCACUUGAUGUAAAAGAUCCGACAUCCAUGUGUUCCAUAGAAAAACAGUCUCCACUGGCACAAUUGGUACGAGAUUCCACUGCAAUCAUCUGGGAUGAGGCACCUAUGACAAAUAGACACGCCUUUGAAGCACUUGAUAGAACUUUCUGUGACAUAAUGGGCGUAGAAAUUCCAUUCGGUGGAAAAAUAAUGAUUUUCGGGGGAGAUUUUCGUCAAGUCCUUCCUGUUGUUCCUAAAGGAACAAGGUCUCAACUAAUUGAAGCCUCCAUUGUGAAAUCAGCAUUUUGGGCACAAGUAAGGAUAUUGAGAUUGAGACAAAAUAUGAGAUCCAUAAAUGACCCCCAAUUUGCAGAGUUUCUACUUCGUGUUGGUGAUGGGAGUGAACAUGUCAUCGAUGACGAAAUGAUAAGAUUACCGGAAUGCAUGUGA